Molecule: messenger RNA, 2073 nt
Organism: Leptinotarsa decemlineata (Colorado potato beetle)
Lineage: Eukaryota; Metazoa; Arthropoda; Insecta; Coleoptera; Chrysomelidae
Product: glutathione hydrolase 1 proenzyme
Biological process (GO): glutathione catabolic process
Cellular component (GO): plasma membrane
Molecular function (GO): glutathione gamma-glutamate hydrolase
Source: RefSeq, a predicted model, not a curated record
CUUCCGAAACACCGGUCUAACUCGCCAACCUAGUCGUCCUAGUCUGACAUUCAAUUUUUGAUCGUCCCUUCCUCAGUUGAAUUUACGACUACCGCAAAACAAAUGACAGUGCGUGUGCUCGCUGCGUAAGAUUGAAGUUCUCAAAUGUUUCAGGUGACUUAGUAGUGAUUGAUCGAUUGAAAUCAUGACAGUUCAAGAAUCACCGGAAACAGCCUUCAUUAAUCGUCUGGAUUCCUCAUCAAACUUGAGAAGAGCAAGAAGCAAAAAGAAGAAUAAAUUGAAGAGAAAUGUUAUCGGAGCCCUCGUCUUCGUGGCACUGAUAAUAGUGGUCGUCGUUUUAGUUGUUAUAUUCACGAAGAGAAAAGAACAAUUCAAAGGCAGCGUUGUUACCAGUGGCCAUGGAUGUUCGGAUAUAGGAAUCUCUAUUAUGAAAAAAGGAGGUAAUGCAGUUGACGCAGCCAUUGCAGCAUUAUUUUGCGAAGGUGUAGCUAUGCCGGAAUGUAUGGGAUUAGGAGGAGGAUUUCUGCUAACUCUCUAUAAUAAAUCCACAGGAGAGGUGUGGGCCUUAAAUGCCCGAGAAGCAGCACCAGCGGCAGCCACGGAAACUAUGUUUGUUGGACAGCCAGCCGAAGCUUCACUCAGAGGGGGUCGGUCAGUUGCAGUUCCAGGAGAGCUUCGUGGAUAUUGGCAUCUCUAUCAGAGGUUUGGAGGAGGAUUGCCCUGGAGAGAUCUUGUACAACCCACAAUAGACUUAUGCCGGAACGGUAUUUACGUAACAAAAGUAUUAGCCUCACGUUUUAAAAUGAGGAAGGCCUUAUUGUAUAAAGAUCCCGUUUUGAGGGAAAUAUUCUUCAACCCCGAAACCAAUGAUACCUACCUAGAAGGCCAGUAUUACAAAAGACUGAAACUAGCAAGGACAUUAGAAACCAUAGCGAAAGAAGGUGGAGAUGCCCUUAAUAACGGAUCCCUGACCAGAGAUUUUAUAACAGAUAUUAAAAAUAAAGGUGGUAUAAUGACAGAAGAGGAUAUGCGAAGCUAUCAGCCCCAAUGGCAGGAACCUGUACAAGCUGCACUUACAAAUAAUCAUACAUUGUAUGCAUCACCUUUACCAGGAAGUGGGGUUAUCUUAGCCUUUAUUUUGAACAUUCUGAGUAACUUCAUCAAUCUGAAGGAACCUAAUUCGAUCACUACAAACCAGAGAAUUGUUGAAAGUUUCAAAUUUGGUUACGGAAAGAGAACAGAAUUUGGAGACCCUGAUUUUGUGGAUUUCAGUGCUCUGUUGGCAAAUUUGACAUCGAAAGAAUAUGCUGAAAGAAUCAGGAGAUUCAUUCAUGACAAUAGUACUUCACAAAAUCCUCAGUAUUACGGUGCCAAUACGGAUUUCCAAGAGGAUCAUGGAACUUCACAUAUUUCAGUUUUGUCUCCCGAAGGUGAUGCUGUAUCUGUUACAAGUACUAUUAAUUUCAUAUUUGGAGCUGGUUUUGCAUCGAACAGCACGGGCAUUAUUUUGAAUGAUGAUAUGGACGAUUUCUCCUCGCCCAACAUGACGAACGGGUUUGGCCUUCCGGCUUCGCCUGCCAACUACAUAGCACCUGGAAAACGACCGAUGUCUUCAAUGUGCCCUACUAUUGUUUUGGACGAGAACAAGAAUGUCAUCAUGGUUCCUGGUGGAUCGGGUGGUACCAAAAUAACCACAGCUGUUGCAUUGACAGUCAUAAAGCACCUUUGGUUUGGUAUGGAUUUGAAGUCUGCUAUCAACGAAAUGAGACUGCACCACCAGCUCUUCCCUAUGAAAAUUAUUUUUGAAAGUGGUUAUAAGAAGAAGGGAAUGGACAUCGUUGACGGUCUGCACAAAAUUGGACAUGAGUAUGACUACAAGGAUGACUAUGGAUUCGCAGCAGUAGCAGCAAUAGCUAAGAAUCCUUCAACAGGCGAAAUAGUGGGAGUAUGUGACGAUAGGCGGCCAGGUUCAGUAGCCUAUAUCAAUUAACUAUGUAGAUGAAUUUUUUAAUUUAUUUUUGUUGAAUUAUCGAAUUUUAGAAACCGAAUAAAACAUAUUACAAUAAUCCUGAA